CGGGACCGUAUAGAUUGGGGUCAUAUUUUAAAGCAGCAAUAUCUUUUAUUUUUAUUAGACUGAAUUCCGUUUAGUCUGCCGUAAGUGUAGUAGAGACAGCCAGCCAGUAGAUCUGUAGAUGUCCACCCCUACGGAGCAGGCGGGUGGUAUGUCCCAGUCCCACCCGGGUCCCUCUCCAUGCCCUGGCCGGUCCCCAGGACCAGGCCCCUCCCCUGGCUCCGGACCCCCCAGCCUACAGGGGCAGGGGGCUGGGGACUACCUUCAGGACACCAUGCACCCCAUGCACCAGCCAAUGGAGGGGGUUGAUGAGAAGGGGACGGGAGAUGAGACGAACUAUGGCCAGAUGAAGGGAGUUGGGAUGAGGGCGCUACACAGCGGAAUGGGUCCUCCACAGAGCCCCCUGGACCAACACAGCAACCAAGGCUACAUGCCCCCACACCCCUCACCCAUGGGUGUUCCAGAGCACGCGUCCAGCCCCCUGUCCAGGGGUGGCCCUACGCCCCCCAUGCCCCCUCAGAUGUCCCCCGUCCCGUCGGGCUCCAUGAUGCCCCAGAUGGACCCCCAGUCAGCCAUGGGGCCUCUUGGCCGCGGCUGCUCCUCCUUCAGCCCUGUCCAAUUACAGCAACUCCGGGCCCAGAUCCUGGCCUAUAAGAUCCUGGGGCGGGGCCAGCCGCUUCCUGAAAACCUCCAGCUGGCGGUCCAGGGCAAGAGGAGUCUGCCCACCAUGCAGCAACAACAACAGCAGCAGCAGCCGCAGCCGGGCACUGGCAGCCUCUACAGCAGGCCUCCUGGUAUGCCCAUGUCCUCUAUGUCUGUGCCUCAGUCAGGCCCUGGUCCCACCACCACCAUGCCAGGACAAAAUCAGACCCACGGGCCCAAACCCUGGCCUGAAGGUCAAGGUGGUGACGCUCCCAGCAACCCCCAGAAGCUGCUAGCUCCGCCCCCCAGUGGUAGACCCUCACCUGCCCCACCCCAGGCCCCUCCCCCUGGACCCAUGUCCGGCCCCUCUAUUACCCAUCAGCCCCAGGGACAGCAGCCGUCGCCCGUCAUCACACUGCAACAGAAACAGAACCGUGUCACGCCCAUCCAGAAACCACAGGGCCUGGACCCCACAGAGAUACUGCAGGAGAGAGAGUACAGGCUGCAGGCUCGUAUAGCCCACCGGAUCCAGGAGCUGGAGAGUCUUCCUGGAGCUCUGCCUCCGGACCUGAGGAGUAAAGCCACGGUGGAGCUCAAGGCUUUGAGACUUCUGAACUUCCAACGACAGCUGCGUCAGGACGUGGUCCAGUGUAUGCGUAGAGACACCACCCUGGAGACAGCCCUGAACUCCAAGGCUUACAAGAGGAGCAAGCGCCAGACGCUGAGGGAGGCUCGCAUGACAGAGAAACUGGAGAAACAGCAGAAGAUCGAACAGGAGAGGAAACGCAGACAGAAACACCAGGAGUAUCUGAACAGCAUCCUGCAGCAUGCCAAGGACUUUAAGGACUACCACCGCUCUAUCUCCGGCAAGAUGCAGAAGCUGAACAAGGCCAUCGCCACCUGGCAUACUAAUACAGAGAGAGAACAGAAGAAAGAGACAGAGAGGAUCGAGAAGGAGAGGAUGAGGAGACUCAUGGCGGAGGAUGAGGAGGGCUACAGGAAGCUGAUUGACCAGAAGAAGGACAAGCGUCUGGCGUACCUGCUGCAGCAGACUGACGAGUACGUAGCUAACCUAACUGACCUAGUCUACGAACACAAGGCAGCACAGGCCGCCAACAUGAAGAAGAAGAUGAAGAAGAAGAAGAGGAAGAAGAAGAAGAAGAAUAUGGAUGAGAGCGGGGAAGGGAUGAGUGGCAUCGGGCCUGACGGGGAGCCCAUGGAUGAGAGCAGUCAGAUGAGUGAGCUGCCAGUCAAAGUGAUUCAGACAGAAACAGGGAUGGUUCUGCAGGGACUCGACGCCCCCAAGUCCUCACAGUUGGAGGCCUGGUUAGAGAUGAACCCUGGAUAUGAAGUGGCUCCAAGGUCAGACAGUGAGGAGAGCGGCUCAGAGUUUGAGGAGGAGGAUGAAGAGGAGGUCCCUGGAGUGUCUAGCCGGCCAGACUCUCAGUCUGAAGAGAAGAAGAUCAUCGAUCCCAACAGUGACGAGUUCCCAGAGAUCGUAACCAAACACAUCAUCGAGUCUGCAAAGCAGGAUGUUGAUGAUGAGUACACGGUGCCAGAGACUGAACUGACCAUCUUCCAGCAGUCGUACUAUGGAGUGGCUCACGCCAUCAUUGAGAGGGUCGACAAACAGUCUUCGCUGCUCAUCAACGGCAUGCUCAAACACUACCAGGUGCAAGGUCUGGAGUGGAUGGUGUCUCUGUACAACAAUAAUCUGAAUGGUAUCCUGGCUGAUGAGAUGGGGCUGGGAAAGACCAUCCAGACCAUCGCCCUCAUUACAUACCUCAUGGAACACAAGAGACUCAACGGACCCUACCUCAUCAUCGUUCCACUAUCGACUCUGUCCAACUGGGUCUAUGAGCUGGAUAAAUGGUCUCCGUCCGUUGUGAAGAUUGCCUACAAGGGGACCCCUGCUAUGAGACGAGGCCUGGUGGCUCAGCUCCGCAGCGGGAAGUUCAACGUCCUUCUCACCACCUACGAGUACAUCAUUAAGGACAAACAGAUCCUGGCCAAGAUCCGUUGGAAGUACAUGAUAGUUGACGAGGGUCACCGUAUGAAGAACCACCACUGCAAGCUGACCCAGGUGUUGAACACCCACUAUGUGGCCCCACGGCGCCUCCUCUUGACGGGUACGCCACUGCAGAACAAGCUGCCGGAGCUCUGGGCCCUGCUCAACUUCCUGCUGCCUACCAUCUUCAAGUCCUGCAACACCUUCGAACAGUGGUUCAACGCCCCCUUCGCCAUGACCGGGGAGAGGGUGGACUUGAAUGAGGAAGAGACCAUCCUGAUUAUCCGCCGUCUCCACAAGGUGCUCCGCCCCUUCCUGCUGAGACGACUCAAGAAGGAGGUGGAGUCCCAGCUUCCAGAGAAGGUGGAGUAUGUCAUCAAGUGUGACAUGUCGGCCAUCCAGAGGGUUCUGUACCGCCACAUGCAGGGCAGAGGAAUCCUCCUCACUGACGGAUCUGAGAAAGACAAGAAGGGUAAAGGAGGAGCGAAGACCCUGAUGAACACCAUCAUGCAGCUGAAGAAGAUAUGCAACCACCCCUACAUGUUCCCACACAUUGAGGAGUCCUUUGCUGAGCACUUAGGCUUCCCGAACGGAGUUAUCAGCGGACACGAGCUGUACCGUGCAUCGGGGAAGUUUGAGCUGCUGGACCGGAUCCUACCCAAGCUACACGUCACCAACCACAGAGUUCUGCUGUUCUGUCAGAUGACAUCACUCAUGACCAUCAUGGAGGACUACUUCGCCUACCGCAAUUUCCUCUACUUGCGCCUGGACGGCACCACCAAGUCUGAGGACCGUGCAGCGCUGCUGAAGAAGUUCAAUGAGAAAGGUUCCCAGUACUUUGUGUUCCUACUGAGUACCAGAGCCGGGGGACUGGGCCUCAACCUGCAGGCUGCGGACACUGUGGUCAUCUUCGACUCUGACUGGAACCCUCACCAGGACCUCCAGGCCCAGGACAGGGCUCAUCGUAUUGGUCAGAAGAAUGAGGUGCGUGUUCUGCGUCUGUGUACGGUCAACAGUGUGGAGGAGAAGAUCCUAGCGGCUGCUAAGUACAAACUGAACGUGGACCAGAAGGUGAUUCAGGCUGGCAUGUUUGACCAGAAGUCGUCCAGCCACGAGAGGAGAGCCUUUCUACAGGCCAUACUGGAGACAGAGGAGCAGAAUGAGGUUGGUCACGGUGGCGUGGGGAUAAAGAUUAAAUGCAGUUCCUUGCAGGAGGAAGAGAAAAGUCAGGUGGCUAUGGAGGAAGAUGAGGUGCCUGAUGAUGAGACUCUGAACCAGAUGAUCGCCCGUAACGAGGAUGAGUUUGAGUUGUUCAUGAGUAUGGACCUGGACCGGCGGCGGGAGGACGCCAGGAACCCCAAAAGGAAGCCGCGUCUGAUGGAGGAGGAUGAGCUGCCAUCUUGGAUCGUCAAGGAUGACGCGGAGGUGGAGCGGCUCACCUGUGAGGAAGAGGAGGAGAAGAUCUUCGGCCGAGGAUCACGCAGGAGAGGCGACGUUGACUACAGUGAUGCCCUGACAGAGAAACAGUGGCUCAGGGCGGUAGAGGAUGGUAACCUGGAGGAGAUGGAGGAAGAGAUCCGUCUGAAGAAGUCGAGGAAGAAGAGGAGACGAGGGGACAAGGACGGAGGGAGGGAGGAGGGAGGAGAGAAGGCAAAGAAGAGGCGUGGACGUCCCCCUGCCGAGAAGCUGUCCCCCAACCCCCCCAAACUCACCAAACAGAUGAACGCCAUCAUCGACACCGUCAUCAACUACAGAGACGGGUGUAAUAGACAGCUGUCAGAGGUGUUUGUCCAGCUGCCGUCCAGGAAGGAGCUGCCAGAGUACUACGAGCUGAUCAGGAAACCUGUUGACUUCAAGAAAAUCAAGGAGCGCGUGCGGAGCCACAAGUUCAGGAGUGUGCCUGACCUGGAGAAGGAUGUGAUGCUGCUCUGUCACAACGCUCAGACCUUUAACCUCGAGGGGUCACAGAUCUAUGAGGACUCCAUCGUGCUCCAGUCGGUGUUUAAAAGUGCCAGACAGAGAAUCGUAAAGGAGGAGGAGAGUGAAGAGGACAGCGAUGAUGAUGACGAUGAUGAUGAUGAUGAUGAUGAAGAUGAAGAGUCAGAGGCAGAGUCUAAUUCAGUGAGGGUGAAGAUAAUGCUAGGUAAGAAGGAGUGUGGCGGUAGCAGCAACGGAGCCCGUCACCAUAACAAGGACAAAGGCAAGAAGAGACUGGGUCGCUCCAAGGCCAAACCCGUCGUCAGUGACGAUGACAGCGACGAAGACCAGGAUGACAACUUCAGGAGGAAAAGAAUCAGUCUGAGGAGAGCAGAAGUGAAGAUGAGUGAAGAACAGAAGGAAGAGGAGGAGGGUUGAUCCUUAGGACUUAACAAGAAUAUCCUUUCUUUCAUUUAUUUUCUACAGUAUGGCAUUUAUUCAAUAAUGUUUGGUUUUCUUUUUUUCCUCUCUUUCUACUGAAUGUGUGUUUUCUCUCAGAGCUGUCCCCACCAGCGUGAUGUCAUGUGACUAUGUUAGUACAGUACAGACAGGAUGACAGACAGCACAGGGGUUUCUAUGGCAACAUACUUUUUAGUUUACUUUAUUUUAAAGAUCAAACAUUGUGGAGAAUCUAUAUAUUAUGCGUGUUUGUAGAUUUUAUAUAUUUAUGCUUUAAUUCAAUGAGAUUACAAACAAAUUCUGAAUCAACUACAUUUGGUUACAAACAAAACAUAUGCUUGCAAAUGCUUAGUUUAUAUAAUUUCUUUUUAAAAAGUGUUUUUAGAAAGUGUUUAUAUCAUGGCAGUAUAGAGAGAGCUCAUCUUAUCUAAUGUUAUAUUCCCCAUUGCUCAGUCUCCUAUAGAGCUCCCCAGCUUGUAGUCCUAAAAACAGGACAUUAUUUACCUCUGGUUCGUUCAGCCAUUAUCUCAUAGAACAAAACGUAU
Molecule: messenger RNA, 5568 nt
Organism: Coregonus clupeaformis (lake whitefish)
Lineage: Eukaryota; Metazoa; Chordata; Actinopteri; Salmoniformes; Salmonidae
Gene: smarca2
Product: SWI/SNF related, matrix associated, actin dependent regulator of chromatin, subfamily a, member 2
Exons: 36
Coding region: 119-5002 (1627 amino acids)
Biological process (GO): positive regulation of transcription by RNA polymerase II
Cellular component (GO): nucleus
Molecular function (GO): ATP-dependent chromatin remodeler activity; ATP binding; histone binding
Source: RefSeq, a predicted model, not a curated record